Scheffersomyces amazonensis is the source of this 1020-nucleotide messenger RNA. It is a transcript of the gene KTR2, whose product is annotated as mannosyltransferase. Gene Ontology annotation, cellular component: Golgi apparatus; membrane. The coding region runs from base 35 to 910 and encodes 291 amino acids. Lineage: Eukaryota; Fungi; Ascomycota; Pichiomycetes; Serinales; Debaryomycetaceae. Gene Ontology annotation, molecular function: alpha-1,2-mannosyltransferase activity. The record is from RefSeq and is a predicted model, not a curated record. The transcript has a single exon. Gene Ontology annotation, biological process: protein N-linked glycosylation; cell wall mannoprotein biosynthetic process.
AUUUGAUCAAGAAUUUAUAGAAGAAACUACAUUAAUGACUAGUAGUCAAACAUUCUACGAAUUAAUCCCUGCUGAGGAUUGGGAUAAGCCAUCUUUCAUUGAUGAUGAGAAAUUUGAAGCAUCAAUUUCUAGAUCAAUUUUAGAUGGAGUUAUUUAUGGUGGAGCCAAAUCAUACAGAAAUAUGUGUCAUUUUAAUUCCGGUUAUUUUUAUCGUCAAAAGAGAUUAUUAAAUUAUGAUUGGUACUUUCGAGUCGAACCUGAUGUAGAGUAUAUGUGUGAUUUCCAAUAUGAUCCAUUUGAACUUUUAAGAAUUAAUAAUAAAAUAUAUGGAUUUGUAAUUGCCAUUCCAGAAUAUGAAAAUACAAUUCCAACAUUAUGGCAAACUGUAGAACAAUUCAUGGAAGAAAAUCCUGAAUUAAUUCAUGCUAAUAAUUCAUUAGAUUUUAUUACAAGCAAUGACACAUCCUUAAAUCAUUGGCAACCAUUAGUACCAUCAUCUUCAAAAUAUAAUUUAUGUCAUUUUUGGUCUAACUUUGAAAUAGGUAAUUUAAAUUUUUUCAGAAGUGAAGCUUAUGGUAAGUAUUUUGAUUUCUUAGAUAAAUCAGGGGGAUUUUAUUAUGAAAGAUGGGGUGAUGCUCCAGUACAUUCAAUUGGAUUGAAUAUAUUAGCUGAUAAGAAUCUGAUCCAUCAUUUCGAAGAUAUUGGAUAUUAUCAUGCACCAUAUUUAGCAUGUCCAACAUCAAGAGAUGUAAUAGCUUCAAAGAGAUGUGUAUGUAAGGCUUAUGGAUAUGAUGGUGAUAAAAUUACCAAGCCUGUAGAUGUUAAUAUUCACAGUUGUUUAAGUCGAUGGUGGAAAUAUGGAGCUGGUAAAUCAUUUCUUAAUGAUAUAGAUUAUAAUAAUUCAAUAUAGUAACAAUAAUAAUAGUAAUAAUAUACUAUAUGGCUAUAGGACAUCCAUGACGCAAUACAUUUUUAGAUGCAUACUAAUUUUUCAGUAGGCAUCGCAAUUUUUUUUUCAGU